Messenger RNA from Candoia aspera, 11802 nucleotides. RefSeq names its product bassoon presynaptic cytomatrix protein (gene BSN). The transcript has 12 exons. Bases 1 to 11802 code for a protein of 3933 amino acids. Lineage: Eukaryota; Metazoa; Chordata; Lepidosauria; Squamata; Candoiidae. The record is from RefSeq and is a predicted model, not a curated record. Gene Ontology annotation, biological process: presynaptic active zone assembly; protein localization to synapse. Gene Ontology annotation, molecular function: structural constituent of presynaptic active zone; metal ion binding. Gene Ontology annotation, cellular component: glutamatergic synapse; cytoskeleton of presynaptic active zone; axon.
AUGGGCAAUGAGGCCAGCCUAGAGGGCGGGGGAGCCGAGGGGCAGCUGCCCCCCGGCCUAGCCGCGGGUCCCUCCACGUCGCCUGGAUCCGCCAAGCCACCUUCAGCACCAAGCAGUGGAGGACAGCUCCCACCGGGCAGGGCGCCUGCCGCUGCACCGGGCCCCACGCAGCCGCCCGGACCCUCCGCCAGCACACCAAGAAGACCAGAACAAUCGGACCACUCUUUUGGACAGAGGGCAACUUCCCCAUCCCUGACAAGAACUGCUCCAGGCAGUGAAAGCCCAAGAGAGAAAGGGAGCCAUGGGCAGGCUCCCCAACACUUGGAUGGGCCAAGGAGGACUCUCCAAGUGGGUGGACGUUCACCAUCUGUGUCACCGGAGCGAGGCAGCACGCCUACCUCACCUUAUUCGGUCCCACAAAUCGCCCCCCUUCCCAGUAGCACUCUCUGUCCUAUAUGCAAGACGACAGAUCUCACCUCCUCUCCUAACCAGCCAAACUUCAAUACCUGUACACAGUGUCACAACAAGGUGUGCAACCAGUGUGGAUUCAACCCCAACCCUCAUCUGACCGAGGUUAAGGAAUGGCUAUGUUUAAAUUGCCAGAUGCAGAGAGCUUUGGGGAUGGACAUGACCACAGCACCCCGCUCCAAAAGUCAGCAGCAGUUACAUUCUCCUUCCCUUUCGCCUUCCCAUUCCCCUGCCAAACAGUCACAUCCACAGCCCCCAGUGGCGACUGGACCAGAGAAACAACCCGGAACUAUGCAGCCAGGGCCCAGGCCAAGCGCUGCUACCAUGCAACCCCAAUCCCCCAAGCAUCCCCCAGUUUCACCACAGAGAGAACCCCCCAGCCAAGUCCAGCCAAAACCUGCUGCUCCUCAGGAAGUGAUGAAGUCUUCCCCUCAGCAUCAACAAGCAAAGCCUUCAUCCACUGAUCAGAGAAAGACUGUAGGAGACUCCCCAGCUAAGACUCCGGUCCUUCUGCCUAGUGCUGGGGCUCAAGAACAAGCCCAAGAGGGCCUCACUGGAAAGCUUUUUGGAUUUGGGGCUUCCCUCCUGACCCAGGCAAGCACACUCAUGUCUGUCCAGCCAGAGGCCACUCCACCAAGUCAACAGUCUCCUGGCAAAGUGCCUCCAAAAAUUGUCUUCAGUGAUGCCAGCAAAGAAGCUGGUCCUAAAGCCCCAAGCACUGGAAUGCAGGGUAAGGCUGGGACUGUCCCAGCUGCAAAGCGAGCAAAAGCAGAACAAGUAACCAAGCCAAAGGAAGUGCCGAAAGUCAGGGUCUUGUGCCCCCUCUGCAAAGCGGAGAUCAACGUGGGCUCUGGAGAGCCCUCCAACUAUAAUACCUGCACAUCCUGUAAGCAGCAGGUCUGCAACAUGUGUGGAUUCAACCCAACACCUCACCUGGUGGAGAAAAACGAAUGGCUGUGUUUGAACUGCCAAACUCAGAGGCUGCUAGAAGGAAGCCUAGGAGAUCCUGCUCCAGUGCCACUGCCCACUUCAAAGCAACAGCCAGCUGGAUCCCCCCGGCACCAAGCUGGAGGUCAGCAACAGAGAGGAGCCCAGCACCCCGAAACAUCAGCUGCUAAAGACAGGCAUCUUGCACAUCUCAGGACUUCAGAACAAAGCAAAUUACCAAUUGCCACAGUCCAAAAAAAAAUGCCUGCUGCUCCGUCUGAAGAAAAGCCACCGCCCAAAUUAGCUGAAGUGUCUCCAAAACCUUCUGAAAGUCCAUUGUCAAAACGGAAAAUUACAGCUUCAAAACCAGAAAGAGAUAUCAAAGACAGCACGAAAGAGAUAUCUGAAUCUCAAAAAACAAGAGAACAAGAGGAAUCGAGCAAGCCUUAUCCCUCAGACCUGUCCCGCAGUCCCCAAAGCUUGAGUGACACUGGCUAUUCAUCUGAUGGGAUCUCUAGUUCCCAGAGUGAAAUUACAGGCUUAGUGCAGCAAGAAGGAGAGCAGCUUAAUGAAACAGGAAUUGUAGAGCCAAGUCCUCCCAGUUCUUCUGAACUUACUAAGCUGGAAACCAGCAUGCGUCCUCUACUGGAGUCAAAGAGCUUGACCCAUCCACCAACUGACCGUGGGAAAACGUACCAUGAAUUACGGGAGGAGCAGAGGCAAAGACAGAGGCCACGGUCACUUUCUAUCACUCCAGAAGCCUUUGAUUCUGACGAGGAGCUAGAAGACAUAAUGGAAGAAGAUGAAGACUCUGUGGAAUGGGAGAAUCAGAGGGAGAAGAAGGGAAGUGUGGCGUCUUCGGAUGGUUUUGGCAGCAAGCUAAACCAUGACUAUGUGGCAGUCAGUAAUGAAGUAGGAUUCUCCCCAUUACCAACUAGGCAGAAAGGCAAAGAGCCUGUAAUGACAGAUGAAGAAUUCAUGAGGAGGCAAAUCUUGGAGAUGAGUGCAGAAGAAGAUAAUCUUGAGGAGGGAGAAGAAUAUGAUCAUGCAAAAUACAGCGUUGCAAAAACUGGACACAAGCCUGAUUCUGAGAAAAGCAGAGAGGCUCUUGCAUCCAAAAGGCGCCUGCCUCACAGUUCAAGCAACAUAUAUGAGGAGGAACAAAAAGAACUGGAAAGCACUGAGAAUGAUGACAUGGCUGCAUCUCAGGGAGGUCUGCGUCGUUUCAAGACCAUUGAGUUAAAUAGCACUAACAACUAUGGCAGAGACAUGGAGCUGAGCCAGGAGGCAGACAUCAGCCUGGACAGAGAACCUGAACUGGAGAUGGAGAGCCUCACAGGCUCCCCAGAAGAUAAAUCGAGAGGUGAAUAUUCCUCCACCUUACCAGCAACCACACCCAGUUAUACAUCAGGAACUUCCCCAACCUCUGUCUCUUCUCUAGAGGAAGACAGUGACAGCAGCCCGAGCCGCAGACAGAGAUUAGAAGAAGUUAAACAGCAGAGGAAAGCCCGGCAUCGCUCUCAUGGCCCUCUACUGCCAACCAUUGAAGAUUCUUCAGAAGAAGAGGAGCUGCGUGAGGAAGAGGAACUCUUGCGAGAACAAGAAAAAAUGCGAGAGGUGGAACAGCAGCGGAUCCGAAGCACAGCGCGCAAAACGAAGAGAGAUAAAGAAGAACUGAGGGCCCAGAGGAGGAGAGAGCGGUCUAAAACUCCACCCAGUAAUUUGUCACCUAUUGAAGAUGCUUCACCCACUGAGGAACUGCGCCAGGCUGCAGAGAUGGAGGAGCUGCACAGGUCCUCCUGUUCAGAAUAUUCACCCUCUGUUGACUCAGAGGUGGAAGGAUUUGAUGUCAUUGCCUCCAAACUGUACAAAUCUGGCAGUGAGUACAACCUUCCAACCUUUAUGUCCCUUUAUUCUCCAACAGAAAAAAUGGCUAGCUCUAGUUACCCAUCCAGCAAGCCCCUGAAAAGUGCAGAAGAAGCCUAUGAAGAGAUGAUGAGGAAGGCAGAAAUGUUCCAAAAGCAACAACCUUUCCAACAAGGCAUUUCCUACAACAACACCUUUCAAGAAGUAAGCUAUCGUAGUCCGGAAGGCCAGAACAAUUUUGAAUACCAAUACAUAGAUGACUAUAGUUAUGAUGGUCGGAAUGUGGAUUCCUCGCAAACUGACUAUCAGAAUGAGCUUUCCAAAUCUGGGGCACUUUAUGAAGAAAUCCUUCAAACGUCACAGAACAUCUCCAGGAUGCAUCAGUCUUCUUCUCUGGAUUUGACACUUGAACAAGAAAUAAAGAAGAAAGGGAGAGAAGACCCCUAUCCAGAGAAGCAGUUUUUGAAUGCAGAGAGUGCAUAUGAAAGUGGCCCACUCACUCCAGGAACAAGUCCUACCCAGUUGUCUGCUCCCGUCUCCUUUUCACUGACUGAAAGCAGUGCAGGCAGAAUAAUCCCCGAUGUUAGAGUCACUCAGCACUUUGAAAAAGAGAGUAAUGAGCAAACUAAGUUUCACAGUUCCUCAGCCACAGCUAGCUCAGUUCCAAAGAGUGUAGCAAUGCCUUAUUCAUAUACGAAAGGAUCCAGCACAGUCACUACCAUUGUUUCUAGUCCAGCUAGUGCACCCCGAAUCUACAGCUCUCCAACUUCAAUUGGCUCUGAGGCACCACCUGUGUCCACCACAAGCCAAAGUCAGACAAAAGUAACUGCAAGUUAUGGCUCUCAAACAGAAAACAUUUCCAGGGUCAGUGGGCCAUCAGUAAGAGACAAAUACCAAGGUGUGACUGAUAGCAAGACAAAUGUGCCCAUGUCAACCCCCAAAAUGUAUUCUUUUUUCAAAAGUUCCAGCCCGCCCCUUUCCCCUUCUUCUCCUACUCAAAGUCCUACUUACUCUGUAAGAACCGGGAUGCCCUCUAGUUCAGGAGUGGGAGCUAAAUCAACAGCUGAGUUUUCUACCCAAACACAUAGCACAAUUAUUUCAUAUGACAUGGCAACUACUGGGGUAUCAACAGCUUCUCCAAUGAUAGCUCAAGGGACACAAACUCCUCACAGAGCCAGCUCCCCCCGCCUUGCUAGGCAACAGUCAUCACAAGAAGCCCCCUUCAUGGUCAUCACAUUAGCGUCUGAUGCGGCUAUUCAAACAAAGCCAAUCGGUGUAAGCUCCUCCAUUUCACCACCUUCAUCUCCAACUCAGCAAGGCCGCCAGCAAACAGUGCAUAGCUACAGCCAAACCGCACAGCCAAUGCUUGAAAAAGCCCCUCCUUAUUCUCCAGCGCAGAAAGUGCAGGCCGCUGCUACUGACGCCAUUCCUGGUGUGUACAGCUGGGGCACAUUACCUGCAGAGAAUAUUUCUUUGUGUAGGAUAUCAUCCGUCCCAGGGACAUCUAGAGUAGAACCUGGACCUAGGCCAUCCGGUAGUAAUAUUGUAGAUUUGAGGACAGCAAUGAAAUCAGCUCCAAUUAUUGUAACAGACCAGGGAAUGGAUCUUACAUCCGUAGCUGCUGAGAGCAGAAAAUAUUGCCUCACCAUGGACCAGUCACCAAGUCGGCAGUCCACAGCCAUCCAACCUUUAAUCAUUAACCUUAAUGCCCAGGAACAGCCACAUGCUUUCAUAAGCAGUGCCACCACAGUCAGCAUAACAGUUGCAUCUACCGUGCUUAUGUCUCAGUCAAAGCAGCCAGUAGUCUAUGGGGACCCUUUCCAAAACAGAAUCGACUUUGGUCAAGAAACAGGAAGUCCGGUCUGCCUGACGCAAAUUAAACAGGUGGAACAAGCAGUUCAGACUGGCCCCUUCAGAGGAACCACGAGUGGAGUUGGCACAUCUGCUUCUAUGGGCCGGCCAGAAGCAGCAGGUCAGCAGCAAGCAAAAUUUGCAAGAUACAAUUUACCCAACCAGAUGACCUCCUUGAUAAAGAAAGAUACUCUGAUUACUCAGACUAGCAAUGCCCAAAAUAUUGUGAGUGCCAUUCCCAGGCAGUUUCCUCAGGAUCAAAGCUCGGAGAUAUAUAGAGGGAUCCCAGUGGAACUGAAGACUCAGACUCCUUCAGUCGCUCUUGGAAGUAAGAAGUCCCAAGUGAUGAUGGUGCAGAUGGAUGACAUAGCAGCAGGGCCUGUCACAAAACUCAUCAAAGAAGAACCUCCUUCUAGCGCACUGGACCUCACGGGGAUGAAGCCUGAGAGUCAAGUAGCGUGCUGUGAUGUAGUGUAUAGAUUUCCAUUUGGAAGCAGCUGCACUGGGGCUUUUAAUCAGUCUCCUAAGGUGCCAGAGAAACAUGUUGGGGAAGCAGCUCCCAUUGGCAAAGCCAGUGGUCAAUAUUAUGGAGCCAGAGAACAGGAAAUACCAGACACAUACCCUUACCGAGAGCAAUCAGCACCAGCACCUCAUCCGUAUGAGGAGCACAGAUUCCAUCCCCAUGGCUUGUUUGGGAGAUUAUAUUCAUCCAUGUCAGAUACAAAUCUUUCAGAAAUGGGUUUAAACUAUUACUCAGUUAAAGGAGAGCAGCACUUUCAUUCCCCUGCUGGAGAUUCUGCUGUGGAUUUGACGACUAUGAAGCAUUCCUAUAGCCACAGUUUUACCGAGGGAGGUAACAUAGGGCACGGAAUGCAAUAUGGCUCUUUCUCUGACCUCCGGCAACCCACUGAAGUACUAAGUCAUCCAUAUCCCAUGCGAAGGUACAGCUCGGCCUCCAAUAUCUACUCUGAUUACAGAUAUUCAUCGAGAGGGGACUUGGCCAAUUUCCAGGAAGCCAGCCUGGCCCAUUACAGUGCUACAACUGCUCGUGAAAUCAGCCGGAUGUGUGCAGCCCUCAACUCCAUGGACCAAUAUGGGGGCAGACAUACAAACAGCCCAGAUCUUCUUCAGUAUGGACACAGUGCUCUUGGCGCUGCACCUGGAGGGACUGGAAGCAUUAUGGCUCAACAGGGUGCCAUGAAACCAAACAUGAUGUACAAUCCAAAUUUCCCAGAGUCUCGUUCUGGCUUUGGAAACUUAGCCCAAUAUAAUCUCUCAAGGCUUGGAGCUGUCAGGCAAGUACUCCCUUCCACAGCCACUGUACGAGCUGCCGAUGGCAUGAUCUAUUCAACCAUUAAUACACCAAUAGCAUCAACCCUUCCCAUCACCACCCAGCCGGUUUCUGUGCUGCGGCCCAUGCUUCGAGGCCUAUACAGGCACUAUGCCCCAGGUGGCAUCACAGCUGUCCCUCUGGCCAGUCUGGCCAGGGUACCCUUGGUUACUCCCAGGAUCCCCCUGGCCUCCCAAGGGCUUUAUCGCUAUCCUGUGCCCAGCAGGCUUCCAGCAGUUCCUACCGCACCUGUAAUGGAAACACCAAUGUAUUUAGGAAAGCCGCUUAGCACCACGGCAGCCAGCACUGUAAGCAUGGCCCCUGCGACUAAGGCCCCUGCUCCAAGCACUGUCAGCUUGCAAAGACCUGAGCAGACAGGAGUUGGCAUGCGAGAGGAGCUGCCUAUGCCAACUUCAGAGGUUCAGGGUACUGCCAGGGACACCGGCCAGGCCCCGCAGGAGCCGCCUCCCCGAAUGCCGGCCCAAAAGCAUCAGGCAGAGGCCCCGCAGCCCAGCGCUGCUGGCAAAGGAGCCACUGAAAGAGAAGAAAAGGACAAGGAGGAAGAGCGGCAGAGGAAGCAGCAGGAGCACAUCCUCCAGAUUGAAAGGGAAAGGGUAGAACUGGAGAAACUGAGGCAGAUGAGACUUCAUGAGGAGCUGGAAAGGGAGCGGGUGGAAUUACAGAGACACAGAGAGAAGGAGCAGCUCCUGAUGCACAGGGAGAUCCAGGAGCUGCAGUCCAUCAAGCACCAGGUCCUCCAGCAGCAGCAAGAGGAGCGGCAGGCCCAGUUCGCCCUGCAGCGGGAGCAGCUUGCCCAACAGCGCUUGCAGUUAGAACAGAUCCAGCAGCUGCAGCAGCAGCUGCAGCAGCAGCUGGAAGAGCAGAAGAGGCAAAAGAGCAGCUUUCCUCCGGCGUGCGACCCGGCCGGCAGGAUUCCUCCUCAGGCUACCUCUGAGAUCGCUAUAGAAAUGCAAAGGACCCUGGCCCAAAAUGGACAGUACUGGCCACCCCUAAACCAAGCCUUUAUUGCUACGGCAGCCCCGGGGCAAGAAGGUCAAGCGCCGCCCCGCUAUCCAGGCCUCCAGAGGCCUCUCACCAACUCGGCCUCCGAAAUGUCCCUGCAGACGGAAGACCUGUGGGAAGCCGGUCGGGGGAUAAAGAAACGGAACUCUAUGCCUCGCCUCCGGGACGCGUAUGACAAGGAGCCCGGCCACGAGCCCUACGUGGUGAGGAAGAUCACAGACAGCAGCGUGCAGACAGACGAGGAAGACGGCGAGGAGCGCUUCUACGCCUCCCGCCGGCGCCGUCCUCGGCGCAGCACCGACUGCAGCGUCCAGACAGACGAGGAGGACAACGCGGAGUGGGAGCAGCCGGUGCGGCGCCGACGCUCCCGCUUCUCCCGCCACUCCGAUUCCAGUGCCGAGAGCAAGGCGGACUCUUCCGCAAAAGGCGUGGCCAGCAUCGCGAUCCAAACGAUCAGCGACCGUUCUGUGCAGACGGAGCCCGACCAGUUGCUCAGGGUUUCCCCUUCCAUCCAGAUCACUUCCCCCGAUCCCAAGGUGGAGAUCGUCAAGUACAUUUCCGCCCCAGAGAAGACUCAGAGAGGAGAGAGUUUGGCUUGCCAGACAGAACCAGAAGUGCAGCCCCCGCCAGGGAUUGCGGUCCCUCAACUCACGGUGCCCACCACAAUCGCUCCUUACUCCUCCAACAUCCAGGUGGUUAGCGCCGGUCCCCUGGAUCCCCACUCGGUCCGACAGCAAGCUCUAGCAAAGAAGAAGCCUAUUCCUCUUGAAAUCGGCUACCAGUCCCACUUACCUACAGACUCCUUGUCUCAGCUUGUGUCCCGGCAGCCCCCCAAGUCACCCCAGGUCCUGUAUUCCCCCGUGUCUCCCCUCUCCCCUCACAGAUUGCUAGAGUCGUCCUUCACAUCCAGCGAGAGGCUCAACAAGGCCCACGUGACGCCCCAGAAGCACUCCAUGGCAGAGUCCACCCAACGCCAGCAGUCCCUGCCUCGCCCCAUCAAAAGCAUCCAAAGGUCUUUAUCUGAUCCCAAGCCCAUCAGCCCCACAUCAGAGGAGUCUGCAAAGGACAGGUUUUCCUUGUAUCAGCACACGCUCCUCCCCGCUAGCCAGAUUUCAACCUUGCAGUCCAACACACUCACUCGGAAAGUGAAGCGGACCCUGCCUAGCCCCCCACCAGAAGAAGCUCAGCUUCCUCUGAGCAGCCAAGCUCACUCACAGAUGUACAUGCCUGGCCUCAUGCCGAAGGGGGUUGGUGGCCAGCCCAUCCAAGUGACCAAAGCCAGCCUCCUCAGAGAGCUUGACCGGGACUUAAGGCUGGUGGAGCACGAAUCCACUAAACUGAGGAAGAAACAAGCAGAGCUGGAUGAAGAAGAGAAAGAGAUCGACGCCAAGCUGAAGUACCUGGAACUGGGGAUCAAUCAGAGAAAGGAAUCUUUGCUGAAGGAUCGGAAUGUUCGUGAUUAUCCAUAUUUGAGAUGCCUGGGAGAGAAUCGAGAUUAUAUGUCCGACAGCGAACUAAAUAACCUUCGCCUCUCUGGUUAUGAGAGUGGCAGUCUCCUGACAAGGCCCAGCACCACCCCUUCUAACCAGUAUGCGGAAUUUUCCAGCACCCAGUAUACGUCAACAACUUCCUACACCCCAUACCAGUACUCCUCAGUCCAGACCGCUGCACCAGGCCCAGCUACAUUCCAGCAAACAAGAUUUCAGUCUCCAUACUACCCUCCAACAAGCAGCGGUCCCACUCAGAAUGAUUUCCAGCCAAGCCAGUUGCCUGCUUAUCCUUCCCAAACGACAUACCAGGCACAUAGCUUCACCCCAAGCACUGGCUAUCAGUCUGAACUGGGCCUGCAGAGCCAUCAAGGCUUCUGCCCACCUUACCAAGCUCAGACCGCUUAUCCCAGCCAGACGCCCUUGCAGCCUGCCCAGAGUGCUCUUCUUCAGACUCAUGCAGACACCCACACGACCUCCCAAAAGCCACGGCAGACCUCGCUGGCUGACUUAGAGCAGAAGAUCCUGACCAAUUAUGAAGUCAUUAGCAAUCCCACUGUGGUGAUCUCUGCUGCAACUCCAGAAGUGACCUACAGCACCGCAACAGUGACCAGCAGCUACGAUCAACACAAGGCCCCAGAAGGGAGGCCAGCAGACAGGAGCAGCACUGCACAAAGUCCCUCUACCAGCUAUUCCUCCGACUCUUUAUACACCAAUCUAGAGCAAAACAUUCCUCGGAACUAUGUGAUGAUUGAUGAUAUCAGUGAAUUAACCAAAGAGAGCAGCACAGGAGAGGGUCAGAAAGGGGAUUUGCCAUUACACAGCAGCAAUGGACUGCCUAUCAAAGAAAAGAGGGAGGUAGCAGAUGUAGAUGUCUCUAGCAGGCCUUGCUGCUAUUCAAAAGGAGAAGAGGAGUCUGAAGAGGAUAUUUAUGAUCAUCAUGGUCCUGACCAUCGGGGGAAAAGUUAUCCUAAAAGCACAGAGAGCAAUGGGAGAGUAUCAGGUAGUUCUGGCUCUUAUUACUAUGGAGACAGUGAUUAUAGGCCAUCCUCUCGACCAGACAAGCAUGGAACAAGUAUGGGAGUACAGAAACACUCUUCAAAAAAUCUGGCCCCCGCUGUCAUCUCUUCCAAACGCAGUAAGCACAGGAAACAAGGCAUGGAGCAGAAGAUCUCCAAAUUCUCCCCUAUAGAAGAAGCCAAAGAUGUAGAAUCAGAUCUGGCCUCCUACACAACGACUACAUCAGUCAGUAGCAGCAGUAUAGCAUCUAGAGCAAAGAAAAUGCAAGAUGAUAUCACUUAUGGCCUAAAGAAAAAUGUAUAUGAACAGCAGAAAUACUACGGUGUAUCCAGCAGAGAUGGAAUGGAAGAAGAUGACAGAGCAUAUAGUGGCGGGCGAUCAAGGUCCUCUGGAUAUGUAUCAGACAAACUGUCAAGUCGUGAAGUUAGAAGCAGGUCUUAUGAAAGAGAGAGCAUGGAGAGGCCUCAGAAAGGAAGCUCAAAGCCUUCCUCCCUUAGUAUGAGUCAGAGUCGCGGGCGACCUCCAAUUCGCACACAAACUUCCGAAGAAGAAAGUCCUAUCAGUCCUUUGGGGAAAACCAUGGGUGUAUCACGGUCCUCAGGUGGACCUCUUCCUCAAUCUGCUGGAGACAGUUGCUCCCAGUUUUGCUCUAGUCACUCAUUGCCUGAUGUACAAGAACAUAUUAAAGAUGUGCCAAGAACCCACUCUUACAAACAUGAAGAAGGCUACAUCGUGGAUGAUUCACACUGUGUUGUUUCAGACAGUGAAGCCUACCACUUGGGCCAGGAGGAGACGGACUGGUUUGAUAAACCAAGAGAACCUCGUUCAGAGAGGAUGAGGCAUUAUGGUGGCCAUUCCUCAUCCUCUCAGAAGAGAGGUCCAAUUAAACACACCUAUCAUGAUUACGAUGAGCCCCCAGAUGAAGACUUGUGGCAUCAUGAUGACUAUUCCCACCCACGUCACUCUUCUUCCAAAGAUCACAAGCACCAUGGAGAUUAUGGGCGACAUUCAUCCUCCUCCCGCCACUCCAGCGAUGAUCUGCCCAAGAGAUCAUCCAGACAACACCCAAGAGAUCCAGGCCGCCAUGAAUCACGUGGACAUGGACAGCCCACUUCCCAGAAGAAGGCUCAGCAAUCAGAUACAAGAACACAGCAAGGUUAUCCUUCCAGCUCCUCAGAGUAUCCCCAGCAGUCCCGACAGCCAUCUGGCUAUCAUCAUACCUCAGAGUCCCAAAAAUCCCAGAGGCAACAUGGGCUGCCAUCUCAGCAGCCAAAAUCUGAGCCUCACCAACAGCAGCAGCAGCAGCAGCAGCAGCAGCAACCACCAAGCAGACAACCUCAGCAACAGCAUCAAGCAGGCCCUUCUCAUCAGCAACCCCAGCAGGUUAGGAUACAGCAGCAACAACCACAGCAGCAGCCACAGCCACCACUGGGGACCCAAGCCCAACCUUCCUUGCGGCCAGCCCAACAACAGCCUGCUCAGCCUCAGCCUCAGCCAACAGGCAAACCACAGCCGACUGCCCAAGCACAACCUAGCACUCACCAAGCAGGACCAGCUAAAGCGGAACAGCCGGAUGUAUCCAAGCCUACCACAAAAGUGCCACAGGUGGGGAAAGCACCCCAGACACAGCCCCAGGGGACAGCCGGAGGCAUUAAGUUGGGUCCUAAAGCAACAGGAGCAUCCUUAUCGACAGGAGCAGCAGCUGGACAGCCAGGAGCAGAGGGUGAAAGUGUCUUAUCCAAAAUCCUGCCAGGAGGGGCAGCAGAACAAGCAGGCAAAUUGACAGAAGCCGUAUCAGCUUUUGGCAAGAAAUUCACAUCGUUUUGGUGA